This is a messenger RNA of Alternaria viburni, 831 nucleotides long. RefSeq lists its product as uncharacterized. The record is from RefSeq and is a predicted model, not a curated record. The transcript has a single exon. Bases 1 to 831 code for a protein of 276 amino acids. Lineage: Eukaryota; Fungi; Ascomycota; Dothideomycetes; Pleosporales; Pleosporaceae.
AUGUCGGCUCAGUCAAGCUACGCACAACCUGUAUCCGUGUCUUUCGCUGAUGAUAACAUUAUCUGCCCGCCUGCAACGAACACGAGCGACAGCAGUUCAUGGCCUUCGCCGUCUGACCCAGGCUAUCCCACGCCAGACAGCAAUCAAGACACUGAAACCCAGGUCUACCAACAUUCUGCAGCAGAAUCAGCGCGUCAGGAAGCCUUCGGUGUGUCCGGUCUGCAGGAAGCUGCCAUGCCAAAGCGCAAAGGUCGGAGGUUUCACGCUCCGCGAUACCAGUACGGCACUAGCAAGCACCUGCCUGUUGCUCCACAGCAGACCUGGACUUCUCCCAGUUUUCAGGAAUCAGAGAAUAAAUUUUCCUGCACAGAAUGUGUCAAGGCCUUCAAGAACGCUUCGGACUGGAAGAGACAUGAGGCUAGUGUGCACGGCUAUAACGAUCGAGAAUGGGUCUGCAUGUUGACGGACGCAUUCAAGCUACAGUCCGAAUGUGUCUUCUGCCUGGAGCCAAUGGACUCGAUCGACCAUCUUGACAAGCAUGUAAUCGCUCCAUGUUUGAACAAGUGCGCUGCCGAACGUAGUUUUCCUCGCAAAGAUCUUCUCAGACAGCAUGUCUUGCUUGCGCAUCUCAAGGGUGCACCUCCGUCGGCCAAGAAGACAUUUGGGGUACCCACGGAAUGGUCAAGAGGGUUGGAUGUCUCGCCUAGUGGGCCUGGCUCACGCUGGUGUGGGUUCUGCGGGUGUAUGCUUGACACUACCGCGAGGAGGAUGGCUCAUGUUGCGCAACACUUUCGCAACGGUCAGAAGAUGACGAGUUGGAUUCAGAUGUAA